Papaver somniferum (opium poppy) is the source of this 821-nucleotide messenger RNA. RefSeq lists its product as uncharacterized. Lineage: Eukaryota; Viridiplantae; Streptophyta; Magnoliopsida; Ranunculales; Papaveraceae. The record is from RefSeq and is a predicted model, not a curated record. The transcript has 2 exons. The coding region runs from base 70 to 462 and encodes 130 amino acids.
CAUAUACUUACUACAUUAUUACAACAUCUGUGAUCAUUUUUACGCCGUCAUCUUUCUUAAGAGAUCAGAAUGAGCUCCGAGGAAGGUAGCAGCGGUGGUUUUCAAAUUCCUUUCGUCAGUGACAUACUAAAGGAGGGAGAAAAAAUGAAGAUCCCUUUCGUUAGUGACAUGAUUAAGGAGGGUGAAAAAAUCAAGAUCCCUAUCGUUAGCGACUUGAUUAAGGAGGGAGAACAGCUUAAGAUCCCUUUUAUUAGUGAUAGAAGCAGUGGACCUGCUGGGGAGGAGGGACACCGUGAGUGCUGUUGUAAUGGGUGUUUUGGUGGUUGUGACAAAGUAAAAGAAUGGUGGCAUAUAUUUGUUGAGAAAAUCAAAGAAUUUUUCUCAUGUCUUGGAUCAUGUUGUUGUUGCAGUAUUUGCAGGUGCUGCUGCCCUUGUUGUUGUUGUUGCUGUUCUGAUGAUUAGUGAUGAACCUGUUGGACUAAUGCCACACUGUCAAGGAAACUCGAGUUUGUGUGCUUUAAUUACCGUAAAACAAUAUUGCUAUUGCUAUUGAGUGAUUUUUUAUUUGUUGUUGUUGUUGUUUUUUCCCCUUGGUUUUAUUGUGUUUUGCCGCCUUCCGAAAUAAUUUUUGGUAUCUCGACUGGAUCACGGGGAUGUGGAGGUAACAAUGGUUGAAGCGCAAUCCCUUCCUUGAGGGGAUUGGAUCGUCUGUUUUUUCUGGCAGUUGUGGUUUAUACCUUUACCACAAUGUCUUGUUGUACUUGUAUUCACGUGGAGUACUUUUAAUAUAUAUGAACUUAUUUACCGAUCAAAAAAAAAAA